Molecule: messenger RNA, 3207 nt
Organism: Macrosiphum euphorbiae (potato aphid)
Lineage: Eukaryota; Metazoa; Arthropoda; Insecta; Hemiptera; Aphididae
Source: the annotation of a GenBank genome assembly
AUGGAAGUCGAACUGGACCAAGAUUUACUGUAUACUGCCCUUCAAUUUCAUGGGCCUAAUUUACAAGAAGCACUAGGAAGUGAUUUAGGCGAGGUUGGAGAUUUUACUGGACUUUCUGCAAUAAGUUUCCCAGCCUAUGCAAACGGACAUAGUAUCACUAAUGAUUUGGAUAGUGAAAAACAAUUGAAACUCCAUAAAUUUAUUGCAAAUAAUUCAAAAGCAUUUUUUAGUGUUGAUUUGUUGGCCAACAAUAAGCAAAAACAAUGCGAAGACUUCGAGAUCAACUCAUUUACUGUAAUGCCACCAUAUGAAGUGUUUGGUUUUAUCAACAAAGAAUCAAAGUUAAAACAUUUCUUAAAUGAACUAUCUGAAGGCGAAAUCAUAAUUACUUCAAUAUCCUCAAAAACUGUCUCUGGAUUAAUUUUAAAGGUAUUAUGCACUUAUACUGAACCUGUAAGGUGUGUUUCUGAUAUUAAUGUUCGUGGUUUUUGUCAAGCGUCUAUUCCUGGUCUUAGUAUUGGGGACAAUUUGUGUUGUGAGGUAUUGGAGGUAGUCCCCGAAGCUUGUAAAUUAGUUUGUGGAAUAAAAGGAGUUAAAUGCCACAAGAAGUAUAAAGAUUUACUCGGCUUAUUCAACAUGGAGAAUUGCCCUCAAACAUUUAAAUUAUUUCAUGCUGGUAAAAAUGAUGAAUCAUAUGACUCAAUGUUACAAAACUCUACAGGAUUUAAAAAUCCGUCAAAUACUUGUAACUUGGAGUUGAUAACAGGUUUGUCUGAUGAUAGAUAUUCAAUUAUUCCAGCUUUGUCAGGGAGCUUUCCUGAAAAAGAAAUUGCAUUAGAACUCCGUAAAGUUCAGUCUGCUCAAUGGGCUAUUCAAAGCGUCUCGGAUGGAAUUAAAUUUUUUAAAGCCGGACAACACUCUGAAGCAUUUUUAUGCUUAAAUAAGGCAUUAACUAUAGAUUCUUUAAAUGUAGAAGCUUAUGUAGCUAGAGGUGCUUUAUAUGCUAAUCUAAGUCGUUUUCAAAAAGCAAUUGAAGAUUUAAAAUCUGCCUUGAAAGUUAAUCCGAAACAUUUAAAUGGUCGUAAGUAUCUUGGUGAAACUCUUAUGGGAUACGCUAGGACCUUAGAGUCACAAAAUAAAUUAGAAGAAGCUUUACAAUAUUAUGAAGAAUGCUUACAUGUAAUACCUGAUCAUGAUGAAGCCAAAGCAUCUAUUGAAUAUCUUAAGUCAACUCUUUUAGUUGGAAGAGCAACACCAAUGAAUACACUUGACAGUUUACCAAAAAAAAAAAGUGAUACUGAUUUCGAAAAAUCUGCAAGUAGUAGCAGCAGUUCUAAUAAUAGCAACAGCAGUUCAACUGAUAGUUCAAGUUCAGGAAGUUCUUCAGAUGAUGAAAGUGUUAGUGACUCAGAUAGUGACUCUGAUCACACAUCCUCUUCUGAUACUUCAAGUGAUGGAUCAUCUGGUAAUGAUUCACAAAAAGUAGAAAAAGAAAGAUCUUUAUCACCAUUUAGUAAACGCUUAGCAAUGAUGGAUGGAAGUAGUACUAAUGGAGGUGGAUUACCCUGUAAUCCCUCAUUUAUUGCAACAGAAAAUUCUCAACCUCAACAACUGAAUUCUGAAAAAGAAAAUGAUAUUGAAGAAAGAAUAGAAAAGUUAAUACUCCUAAGUCAAUCCAACAAAUUUAAGAAAAGUAAGCAAAUUGGACUAAAUAUACAAAAAUUAUUAGAAGAAGCUUGUGCCUUAAAGAAUGAAGAAAAAAAAACAGAUAAGAAAAUGAAAAAAUCCAAAGAUAAAAAGAAGUCUCAUAAACACAAGAAAAAAGAUUCUAAAAAUAAGCAGAAAAGUGCUAAAGAUCAUCAGGAACAUCAUCAUAAAAAAAAUAAAUCAAAAAAACACAAAUUCGCCGAACAAUCCUUCGAUAACGAACAGCAAGUUGUACAAAAAUCCAGUCUCCCUGAUCCGGAGAUUGUUAAAUCAAAUUUAUCAAGUUUAAAAGAAAACAUAUUCUUUAAAAAGUAUGUGAAACAAGAUAAACCCAAUGAUCAAAAUGUUAUUGAUAAGGAUAAUGAACAAUCAGACAUGUUUAAAGCAACUGAAGUUGUCGAAAUGCCUAGUACUUACAAGUAUGAUGAAGAUCCAUCAUUAAUUCCAACACCUAAGUUCAAAAUGCAACUACCUACUACAACUACGACUUAUGUUAAGGUCAAGAAGAAGGAGGCAACUGAUAGUGUACCAUACAAUUGGGACAACAAUCGUUUGCUGCCUACAAAUCAUGAGUUAAUGAGAACUCAAUCAUCUAAUAAUAAUGAGACUAAUAAUGCAGAGCAUACAUUUCCUACUAUGUAUGAGAGCAGCAAAGGAUAUUUUAUUCCACCUCCGUCAACUCAUCCAGUUUCUGAAAAUAAUAUGAAUAAUAUGGAGUUUCAACAAAAGCAAACUUAUUUGAGUCCUAAUAAUAAGCAAAGAUCACGUACCCGAUCAGUAUCUAAGAGGCGCAUGAAUUAUUCAAGAAGUAGAAGUUCUGGUGGUCGUUCAAGUCAGUCUCCAUUUAAAAAGAAACCCAAAGAGGCAUCAAAGUCAAAAACCAGGAGUCGUUCAGGAUCAUAUCCUAGACAUCGACGUUAUUCAUCUUCCCGUUCAAAUCGUUCUCGUUCAUCUUCUCGUUCAUACUCUCGUUCACGUUCACGUUCUCGUUCCAUGCAUCAUCGCAAUCGCAUGCCAUACUACAAUAAUCGUAACCGUGGCACAUACUAUAAACCACGUUUUCAAAAUCAAAAUCAUCAUAAUCGUGGUUUUCAGAAUCGUGGUUUCCAACAUCGUGGAGGAUACGUGCACAGACAAAAUUAUAAUAACUAUAACAAUAACUGGAAUAAUAGAGGUCAACGAGGUGGUGGAAGGCAAAGAUUCUUCCAUUACAGACCUAGACAAUAUGAUAGAAAUAGACACUAUGAGAGGCGCAGUUACUCUGGUUCACCAAAUCGUCGUAGUCGUAGCCGUAGUAAGAGCCGUAGUGGAUCUAAAAAUUCUUCGAAAGAAUAUAGAAAACGUUAUUCUGGUGGUAGUGGUGAAGACCCACAACACAUUGCUAAUAACAAGCCCAAAACUCCACCAGAACCGACUACUGACACCAAUAAAUGGCAACUUGAUAGCAAUGAUAAUGGUAAUAGGAAUUCACAAGACCAUGAUGAAGGAUCCAUUGAAUGA